AUGUCCCCUCCGCCUCUCUCCUCCUCUCCUUCUUCUUCUUCUUCUUCGGACUUUGACGAUGAUGGUACGAUUGCGAGCGCAUUUUUCGUGCAAAAGAAAAACACAUCCGUGCCGUUACGGAUGAUGCUUUUCACGAACGGAGAUGGAGAAGAAGACAAAGAAGACAAAGAACGGCAUCGUCAGCAGCAGCAGCAAGAGGAGCAAAAGAGAUUCGUCGAAAUCGCGUGUAAAGGAAACUUUUGUUUUCCAGAGGAGAAGGGCAUUGGUUCUUCUUCUUCGUCGUCGUCGUCGUCUGAGUAUUACACGUUCGGUUUGACCGACCAAGACGGGAAGAGGUACUUUGGGUUCGUGUUGCGAUAUCGUAGACGGAAGAAGGAGAAGAAGACAUCAGAAGAAGAAAACAACAAAAAAGCGGGGUCAGAGGGAGGAGACGUAGGAGAAAAGGAGGUAGCGAUGUGCGUGCUGAGCUCGAGACGGUUUUACGGUUUGUUCGAAGAGAUAUUGCGAGCGGCGUUGCCGAGCGCGAAGGCGUUGUGGGAUGAUGAUGAUGAGGAGGAGUUAGACGCGGAGAGUUUCGCGCUCGAGUCUUCGGAGUUAGGUGCGUUUCUUCGAGCGACGCUGGGUGCGUCUGUUUCGAACGGGAAGCACUCAGAAGGAGGAAGAGGGGAAGAAGAGGACGUGCUCGUGGUGCCGUCGCCGAACGCGGAGCCGAGUUUGCGAUUGCGCGUGCCGAGGAAGGAGGAGCAGGAAGAUUUGGCCUGUUUCGAUGCGUUUCUGUACGGAAGUAGCGAUGACGACGAGGAAUAUAUGGACGAUGAAAAGUAUGGCAAAAAUAGGAUAAAAAUCGACAGCGACAAAGACAACAACAUCAACGCCGUGGGUACAUCCAACGCCGCCGAAAAAGAAGAAGAAGAAGCGCGCUUAAACGAUAAGAAAUACGGCAAGCGGAACGUCGUACCUUCCGAUGCUAUCGUGGCGCUAUUCGUGGCGUUAUUGUUUGAAAGACGCAUUGUUUUGACGUCAAAGUCGUUAUCAAAACUGUCUCGCGCGACACACGCGGCAAACAGAAUGGUCUUUCCGUUAAAAUGGCAACACGUGUUUCUUCCGUUGGUACCGGCGGGAUUGAUGGAUUAUCUCACCGCGCCGAUGCCUUUUGUGGUUGGUUUACCGCUGCAACUCAUGAGCGCGUAUGAAAAAGUCCCGAAAGAGGAAGUGUUCCUGUUGAAUUUAGACGACGGGUCGUACACGUACUUUGAGGAGGAUUUCGAGCUCGUGCCGAAACGCAUAGCGAAUAAGUUGCAAAAGACUUUAGAGAGCGAGAGAGAGUUAGGAAGACGGGAGCACCGUCGUCGUCGGCGGCGACAUCUUCAGAAUCUUCCGCUACUGGAAGAACCACAACCCAUGGUGACGUUAUCCGCAGCAACAUCAUCAGCAACAACGACGACGACAAUGGAAGAGGUUAUAUCGAAAGCGUUUCGAACCUUUCUGUCCAGCGCGAUUGGAUCUUACCCUCGAUUCGUGAAAUCCGUAGCUUUAGAAAGACCACCCCCGGAAGCGAUAUCGAACGAUGGUUUGUGGCUCGACCAAGACGCGUUCGUAGAAGGCGCGCCAAACCAUCGAACGCGUUUGUUUCGUGUCUCUCUCAGACACACGCAAAUGUACGAAGUAUUCGUCCGAGAUCGUCUCCGCGCGUGCGCCAUCGCGGCGAGAAGCGGGAAAGCGCAAUUCGGUUCAGACGUGAAAGAUGAAGAUUUGGACGAGGAAAGCGCAUUAGCCGCGUUUGGUUCUGAGUUUCAAAAGGAAGCAAAACACGUGUACCGCGAGACACAACGCAUAGCGAAAAUAUCCGCCAUAGAAACGCAACGCAUAGCGAAAAUAUCUGCCAUAGAAACGCAACGCAUAGCGAAAAUAUCUGCCAUAGGCAUGAGAAAAGGAGCCAAGUUAGUCAAGGAAAAAUUUUCCACCAGCCUAGAUGCGUUCAAAGAGAGAAGACAACGCAUGAAGAAUUUGAGUUCAGAAUCGUUAGAAGUAGCAAAUACAGCAGAAGGAGGAGAUUUAGAGUGGAAGCGCAUAGAUAAGACGACGACGAUGUCGUCAAUACCAUCAUCAACAACGACAUCAACGACAGGAGCGCUGGCAUCUUCUUCGGAAGACGAUGAAGACGAAUCCGACGACGACGAUGCGACCACUACCUCAGCAAAGAACCGAGCGAAUGAGAUCAAGCGUGCAUCCGAGCGUGCGGCAAAGAGACAACAAAACAACAACGACGCCAUUAUGGACGAAACGACGAACAAUCUCAUCGAUUUCUUCGACGACAUCGUUCUCGGCGCGUCCUCUCCCACAUCGGCGCCGACACCGUCGAACCCCGCGCCUCCAGCCAUCUCUCUCCUCGACUUGUAA
Molecule: messenger RNA, 2400 nt
Organism: Bathycoccus prasinos
Lineage: Eukaryota; Viridiplantae; Chlorophyta; Mamiellophyceae; Mamiellales; Bathycoccaceae
Product: DENN domain-containing protein 1A
Exons: 1
Coding region: 1-2400 (799 amino acids)
Biological process (GO): endocytosis; endocytic recycling
Cellular component (GO): cytosol; intracellular membrane-bounded organelle
Molecular function (GO): phosphatidylinositol phosphate binding; guanyl-nucleotide exchange factor activity
Source: RefSeq, a predicted model, not a curated record